GGCCCAAGCACGCAGCUGCAGGGACAAACACCGCCAGCCUGCAGCUCGGGGGGCAGCCCCAAAACGCAGCACGGGGCGUCCCCUCUGCCCCUCGUCGUUACCCCCAGCCUCUGGUCCGUGUGGCAGCUGCCUGCUGUGCGGGCUGCCCCUGCUGCAGGGCUCCUGGCUUCGCAGGGGCUGCGUGUGCCAUAGCUGUGGGCAGGGAAAGGGGCCUGCUGGGAUUCAGUGACCCACGGCGGAGCUGCUUGGCUGGUGCCUCCCUUCCUCAAGCUGCGAGCUGAAGGAAAGGUGGGGCCAGUCUCAGGCUGCUUCUGCGUGACGUUCCUUUCUUUACGUUUAAAUACAUCUCCUAAAUGCUAAAAGCUUCAUCUCUGCUUGGACUGAGAGCCCGAGGAAUUCCUCUCCUGCCUUUAAUUUCCAAUUAGCUGAGCCUCCCCAGUCUCCCUCCUCUGCCCCAGAGGCUCUGUUAUCGUCCCACCCUCCGGGCAGAGAAGCUUCUGAAAUUGAUGUAACUAAUAAUCGUGGAAAAAGUCCUGCUGCAUUCACAGUCCGUGGCUACAAAAAAAAUGGAGCCUCGAUUUAAAAGCCUGCAGCGACAAAUGGAUUAUUUCGGUGGCAAAUGAGUCUCCGCGGACCAACAAUUUGGGGAGCUGAACGCUGGAAUUGGAAUGCGGGGGAUCAAUUCCCAACGCUUAGAGGCAAGGUUAAUGCCCUGCAAGCAGUAUUGAGCGCAGCGAUGAGAGAUAACGUGCCUCUGUGUUUCCAAUGCCGGGCGGGGGAGCGCGGCGUUAAAAGCGAAAAUGGGAAAGUUUGGAGCAGAACAAGAGCGAGAGAGGGCACGGAUUUGCUAACACAGCAUGAUGCGCUGCUUGGGGACGGAGUUUUCAGGCGAAUGCUGAGGGUGACGGUGUGCUUUCACUAAAGGGACUGGAAGUAACGCUGCUGAGGAGGGAGAUGUUGGACGGGAGGCACCUGUGUGGUUCUGCAGAAAGCAAAGCAGCAGAGAUGAACAACACCUGAAAGCCCGAGAAGCCUUUCCUUCCACCGAGGGCAACGCCUUUGCAGUCACAGCAUGAAGUCGUUGCAGAAGAAAGACCUUUUUAAGGCAGAGUCGUUCCAUCGCUUCCGUCCGCCAGGAAGAAGAGGAGCUGCUGGAAGGGCUCACAUCUGCUAUUGUCGUUGGUGGGAUGACAAAAGAGAGAAACCCUUCCAGUUCUUCGGCGGGAGCACGGGUGCAGCGGGGAGCGCCUGUUCCAGCGGAUGGCCGCGUGCCGCAUCUGUGUUUGCUUCGCUGGAACAGCUGUUCGGAUUUUGCUGGUGCCAAGGAGAUAAUCUGACUGCAGGGAAAAUCUUACUCCGCGAGGGAACGCUUGUGGAAGGAGGCACGCUGAGCUCCUGUGUGGGCUGCCCCUGGCAACGCGGCCUGGCGAGGAAGGGAGCAACCUCUGCGCUGACCUUCAGCUCGUCCCCAGCCAUCCAGCACACAGGUGCCUUUGGCCAGAGGGGCCGAAGAGACCCUACGGAUGGAGAAGGGAGGAAGUGGAGCAGUGGAGGGUUCAGCCUCCUGGAGGCCGUGCAGCGAGAGCUGGAAACUGCAACAGCACGGGGUGCGUGGGAUGCGGGCAGAACCCCACUGUGCCAGGGCCCCAUCUCACAGCUGGAAGGACCCCAGGCUGCGGGGGCAGCUCUGUGUCCGUGGCCAGGCUGCUGCAGCCCGGGGGCUGCUCCCUGCCAACAGUGGGCACUAGGCUUGGCCAGGGGCGUUGUGUGCUCCAGCUGCCUUUGCUUCCAGCGGGCCGUUGUCCCUAGGUGCAUUUGGUGCAGAUCCAGGCCGCAUCUGCUAACGGAAAAGAAGAUCUGCAAUCAUUCCACACCGCGUCUCCCGACCACGAUGGAUUUUGCACGGGCAAACGGCAAUUCCCACACCAGGAGACGGAACUAAGGGCCGUGCCCGGGGCACCGUGACCGCCCCAC
Numida meleagris (helmeted guineafowl) is the source of this 1974-nucleotide messenger RNA. RefSeq lists its product as uncharacterized. NCBI's taxonomy places the organism in Eukaryota, Metazoa, Chordata, Aves, Galliformes, Numididae. Bases 1073 to 1942 code for a protein of 289 amino acids. The record is from RefSeq and is a predicted model, not a curated record. The transcript is spliced from 2 exons.